Messenger RNA from Danaus chrysippus (African queen), 924 nucleotides. Lineage: Eukaryota; Metazoa; Arthropoda; Insecta; Lepidoptera; Nymphalidae. The record is from the annotation of a GenBank genome assembly.
UUGUAUUUUGUUUCAGUUCUUCCUGCUGGCUGUUCGGUGGAGGAAAUCAAGAUCCCAGUUCCGUGGGGUCACGUCGCUGGUCGCUGGUGGGGCCCUCGUACCAAGCAACCCCUUAUAGCUAUACAUGGAUGGCAAGAUAAUGCUGGUACAUGGGACAAUUUGAUACCACUCCUACCACCUAACACUUCCGUGCUAUGUCUGGAUCUGCCAGGCCAUGGCUUAUCAUCCCAUUAUCCUACGGGGAUGCUCUAUUACAUUUUCUGGGACGGCAUAGUCCUUUUACGGCGGAUAGUUAGACAUUUUAAGUGGAGUAAAAUUUCACUCAUGGGCCAUUCGUUGGGAGGUGCUUUGAGUUUCAUGUACGCGGCCUCGUUUCCUGAUGACGUUGAGAAAAUCAUUUGCAUUGAUAUAGCCAGUCCGGCUGUCCGAGCACCAGAACACAUGGUGAAUUCUACAGGCCAUGCGGUAGAUAAGAAUCUUGAUUACGAAAAUUUGUCUGAAGACAAAAUACCGUGUUACGAUUAUGAGGAGAUGAUAGAUAUAGUAUGUGACGCUUAUAAAGGAUCUGUGUCGAGGGAGAAUUGUAAAGUACUAAUGAAGAGAGGUAUGGCCCCUACUCCUUCACAUAUGAAGAAGAAGGGUUACCACUUCAAGAGAGACCCGAGGUUAAAAGUAUCCGGUCUAGCGAUGAUGUCGUUGGAGACAGCCCUGGAAUACGCUGGCAAAGUCACUUGUAAGGUUUUGAAUAUACGAGCAAUACCGGGACAGAAGUGGGAACGUUUAGAUUAUUACAUGGAGGUUGUGAACAGAUUAAAAAAGAACGCUCAAGUGACAUACGUAGAAGUAGAAGGCACGCAUCACGUACAAUUGAACUCACCAGAAAAUAUAAUUAAUAUUAUAGAAAGUUUCCUAGACAUAUAUUAA